GUGUGUGUGUGUGUGUGUGAUCAGGUGGCAGCGGUGAGUACAGUAGUGAACCACGGUCCCCCAGUGAAGGCCUAUGUCUUCAGGAACUACACGCUGCCGGUCGGGGCUCUGUCUCAUUACCGCGGCGGCUGCCGGCACCGGCUCUGGGAGGCGAUCCGGGCGUCUUCGGCUGCUCCCGGAUACUUCCAGGAGUUCGCUCUGGGACACGACCUGCACCAGGACGGUGGGAUGCUGAUCAACAACCCCACGGCUCUUGCCAUCCACGAGUGCCAGUGUCUGUGGCCGGACGUCCCGCUGCAGUGUGUGGUGUCUCUGGGGACCGGUCGCUUCGAGAGCGCCGGCAGCAACAGCGUCUCCUUCACCAGCCUGAAGACCAAGCUCAGCAACGUCAUCAGCAGCGCCACCAACACCGAGGAAGUGCACACUAUGCUGGACGCUCUGCUCCCGCCGAACACGUACUUCCGCUUGAACCCGUUCCUGAGCGAGGACGUGUCUCUGGACGAGAGCCGGCACGAGAAGCUGUCUCAGAUGCAGAGCGAGGCGCAGGAGUAUCUGGAGAGGAACCAGGAGAAGCUGAGACGAGCCGUGAGCGAGCUGACCCGAGAGAAGACACUCGUGCAGACACUGAGGGAACGACUGAAGCUCACAGCGCUCCUGUACGGCCUAUAGGACACACACACACA
Molecule: messenger RNA, 683 nt
Organism: Rhinichthys klamathensis goyatoka
Lineage: Eukaryota; Metazoa; Chordata; Actinopteri; Cypriniformes; Leuciscidae
Product: calcium-independent phospholipase A2-gamma
Exons: 3
Coding region: 229-669 (146 amino acids)
Biological process (GO): arachidonate metabolic process
Cellular component (GO): membrane
Source: RefSeq, a predicted model, not a curated record